ACGUUCUCUCUCUCUCUCUCUCUCUCUCUCUCUCUCUCUCGAGUAUAUAUCCAUUAAAAAGAGCGCAGCCGGGAGGAGAGAGACCAAAACCCUUUCCUUUUCUACUAUUUCAAAGGUUUACUGGAUAAUACUAACAAAAACAAAUACACUUCAUCUUCUUCCUCUUAGUGCGUAACGUUAUAAUUGCCGUUGCAGUAUUGUUCUAGUAGUAAGAACCAACCACAAAUGCUUGGGUUUCGAAGAAGAAGAAAAAACCAUUAAUUAUUAAUAAUGCAGAAACUGCUUCAACGUCCAACUUGUUCACUCCCAAUCCCUAUUCUAUCCUCUUCUUCUUCUUCUACUAUUGUUACUUCUUCUUCUUUUUCUAAACCAACAACAACAAUGUCUACAGCACCACCAUCCACUGCAAUUUCAUUCCCAAACAACAAUAACACUCUCCUUCUCAAACAUUCCUCUUCUUCUUAUCGUUACUCCUAUCUCCGUACAUCUUUCUCUCCCACCCUAACCCUAACCCUAACACGUCACUCUACCACCAAAACCCUUCCAUCGCUUCUUCUUAACCCACGCUCUCUUCAUUCUAAUUCAGACGACGACGACGACUCUACUUCUUCUUCUUCUUCAUCUUCAUCAUCCACUUCAGCUUUCAGACUUAAUAGGAGACAAAAGCUUUCUUCUUCUUCUCCAUCCUCUAAUCCUGAUUUGUUGGCUAUUCCUGGUGUGGGUCCCAGAAAUUUCAGAAAACUCCUCAACAAAGGUAUCCAAGGUGUCGCCCAACUCAAACAACUCUACAAAGAUAAGUUCUUUGGGAAAUCUAGUGACCAGAUGGUGGAGUAUCUACAGAGUUCUGUUGGAAUUAUCCACAAGAACCAUGCUGAAAGUAUAACUACUUUCAUUAAGAAGAGUGUGGAUGAAGAAAUAGAUGAUAAUUCGUCUGGGAAGCCGUCUUCGCAGAAGAAGCGACUUACGUUUUGUGUCGAGGGUAAUAUUAGUGUUGGUAAGACUACUUUUCUUCAGAGAAUAGCCAAUGAGACUAUUGAACUGAGGGAUCUUGUGGAGGUGGUUCCCGAACCUAUUGGGAAGUGGCAGGAUGUUGGACCUGACCACUUUAAUAUCCUUGAUGCUUUUUAUGCCGAGCCAGAGAGGUAUGCGUACACCUUUCAGAACUAUGUGUUUGUUACUAGGGUCAUGCAAGAAAGAGAGUCUUCUGCUGGAAUCAAGCCUCUUCGAUUGAUGGAGAGGAGUGUUUUCAGUGACAGGAUGGUUUUUGUACGAGCUGUUCAUGAAGCCAAGUGGAUGAAUGAGAUGGAGAUCAGUAUUUAUGAUUCUUGGUUUGAUCCUGUUGUGUCUACCUUACCUGGUCUCAUUCCUGAUGGUUUUAUCUAUCUCAGAGCAAGUCCUGAUACUUGCCAUCAAAGAAUGAAGUCAAGGAAAAGAGAAGAAGAAGGUGGAGUCAGUUUAGAGUAUCUGCGUGACCUUCACGAAAAGCAUGAGAGCUGGUUAUUCCCCUCCCAAAGUGUUAAUCACGGAGUAUUAUCUAUCAAUAAGCUGCCCCGUCACGUCGACAACUCUUUGCACCCUGAUAUAAGAGACCGUGUAUUUUAUCUCGAGGGUGACCACAUGCAUUCCUGCAUUCAGAAGGUUCCUGCAUUGAUUCUGGACUGUGAGCCCAAUAUUGAUUUCACCAAGGAUAUUGAAGCUAAGAGGGAAUAUGCACGCCAAGUUGCCGAGUUUUUUGAAUUUGUCAAGAAACAACAAGUUCUAUCUGAGGAAGCUGUUGCAGGUGGUAAAAAUAACCCAGGCCAUCCACAAGUGCUGCUGCCUCGUGAAGGUGACCUGUGGCUACCAGGUGGAAAGCCUUUUCCCCGAAAUGCCUUGGACUUCCAACGGGCAAUGUCACUUAUGUCUGGUAGUGGCUGAUAAGGAUGCGAUUGGGAUCAAGAUAUACUAAUAGUCAUUAGUUUAUGUGUUGAUGGUUUUUUGCAUGUAAAAAGAUUUGAACUAGGACCUUAACUGAUGUAAAGUUGGUAGUUAUUUAUGGUUGUCAAAUGCUUUGGUAGUUGCUCUACUAGUUUACUAGACUACUUGGUUUAUUAUAUUUGUUGAGUUACAAAGUUGCUCUUUCUACUAAUGUGCCCUUGUUUAUGAGGGUAUUCAUAGUCUCUUAUUGUUGACCCAAACAAGGCACUCAUUGGAAUUGGGUUUGAUUAUGUAUCACAAGAGCAAGCAUUUUUGUUA
Molecule: messenger RNA, 2235 nt
Organism: Vicia villosa (hairy vetch)
Lineage: Eukaryota; Viridiplantae; Streptophyta; Magnoliopsida; Fabales; Fabaceae
Exons: 5
Coding region: 271-1917 (548 amino acids)
Cellular component (GO): cytoplasm
Molecular function (GO): deoxynucleoside kinase activity
Source: RefSeq, a predicted model, not a curated record